Molecule: messenger RNA, 435 nt
Organism: Dicrocoelium dendriticum
Lineage: Eukaryota; Metazoa; Platyhelminthes; Trematoda; Plagiorchiida; Dicrocoeliidae
Source: the annotation of a GenBank genome assembly
AUGUUUAGGCUGACUCUGAGAGGAAAUACCACCCACUUGCUUAAUUUGAACCAACGUGCCCAAUGCAAACCUUCCGCCGCGGCUGUAGUUCACGAAGUAUUGACCUUCACCCACUUGGCUAAUUCAGAUGCGCCUUCACCUCAACACUCGACAGAAUCAUCAGCAUCGCUUCCUACGCCAAACCCGCUGUCCGCUCUGAGGCGCCUCUUAUUCGCUUACUCGUCUACCAACAGGAUUUUACGUAUCGCAUCUGCACACCGAGUUAGGGAAACCAGCGUGGACGGUUUCAGCCCAUCAGAUACAACCACCAUCUCUUGGUGUGAUAUUCGGGUUGCAAUAGAAAAAUUAAGCAUCGCAUACCCUCAAAGGAGUAAUUUGCGUAUCCGUGUCCACUACGGCUCCAUCGCUUUGGUAAAUUUCUCUUCAUCUCUGUAG